Linum tenue is the source of this 3389-nucleotide messenger RNA. The record is from the annotation of a GenBank genome assembly. NCBI's taxonomy places the organism in Eukaryota, Viridiplantae, Streptophyta, Magnoliopsida, Malpighiales, Linaceae.
CUCGCCUCGCCAGUAGAGCGUACUAGUACUCUAUUUUGUUUCAACAUUCUCUUCAGAAUACUUUGCCUUUCUCCUUCCCGCAGUAGCUCGUACUCUCUCCCAACUCCCAAACUACACCUUCUCAUUAAAUCCCAUUUCCCCCCUUCUUCUUCUUCCUCUUCUCUCCCCCUCUCCAUCAAACUCAAACUCACACACCACAAUCCCUCAUUAUUAUCCCCCAAUCCAUCUCUCUUCUCCCCUUCAACAAUCUCCAACAAAGUAAGCGGAAGGUGAAAAGGGGGAGAAUAGAGUGCUGAGCAGCAGCUGCUGCUGCAUUAAUUUGUUGUACUACCUUCCUCAGUCUUCUGUUCAUUGAAGCCGAGGGGGAAACACAAAAGAAAUGCUCACCAACACCAACUCCAGCUCUAAUAACUCUCUUCUUCUUCUUCCUCACUCCCUCCUUCCGGUUUCUACUGUUCUUUCACUAAACCCUCUUUCCCCAUAAAUAAAUAAAAAAACAGAGCAUUGUUUUCUUUUCCAGCUUGUUACCCUCUUCCUUCCUUGAGAUUUGCGUUGCUGCCUGCCUUCAUUGUGGGUGUUUCUUUUCUACCCAGCCCGCCAUUUACCAUUCUGAGCAAAACCCAGAUAAUAUUAGGCCUUACUCUUCGAAAGUCCGCCUUUCAAUUUGCCGUCUAUUGCCCGCUCCAGUGAACUUUGCACUUUUCCUCUUUGAAGUGCUUAUAUAUGAAUUUCACGAGACAAUGAGAGAUGAGAACUCGAAGAAACCCAAGCUUUCAUGGCCCAAGACACUGGUCAAGAAGUGGUUCAAUAUCAAGAGCAAAGCUGAAGAAUUCCAGGCGGACGAUGAUAGUUGCCAUUAUGCAGCAGGUGGAAGAGAAAGAGAUACAGAAGGUGGUGAUGAAGAUUGGGGAAGCAACUUCAGAGAGAGGGAGGCAGCUAUAGCAGCAUGCACCAUCAAGAAAAGCAAAGCAGAGAGGUUGAGUAAGAAGGGCUCUGAUCGAAGAGUCAGGCGAAGUAGAAGUAAAAUUGACAUUGAUGCUGCUCAAGUCACAGAGGUUAACAAUUAUAGGGUUUUUGUUGCAACUUGGAAUGUUGCUGGGAAAUCUCCACCAAGCAACUUAAGCCUUGACGACUGGCUUCACACUUCACCUCCAGCUGAUAUUUACGUUCUUGGGUUCCAAGAAAUCGUACCUUUAAACGCCGGUAAUGUUCUGGGCACAGAGGACAAUGGCCCGGCGAGGAAAUGGCUGGCUCUCAUUCGGAAGACUCUCAACACCCUUCCCGGCGAUACCGCCGCCUGCCGCACUCCUUCCCCAAUUCCCGAUCCGCUCGUGGAAUCUGAUGCGGACUUCGAGGGGUCAACGACGAGACCGAAUGCGGCCUCGUCGUUUUUCCACCGCCGUUCUUUCCAGUCGUUGAGCCGGAGCAUGAGGAUGGACGGCGGCGGCGAAAUGACGGUGCCGCAGCCGAGGCUUGAUCGGCGGUUCAGUGUCUGCGACAGAGUGAUGUUUGGGCAGAGGAGGAGCGAUUAUUAUGACCCGAAUUUGAGAUGGGGUUCGUCGGACGAUGAGACGAACGGCGCAGGGGACUGUUCCCCUGUUACGGCUCAUUGUUCCCCUGUUGAUGAUUGCUACAGUGGGUUCUCUGAAGAUAGGGAAAGGGCAAAUUAUGGGCAGUCGUCGAGGUACUGUUUGGUUGCUAGCAAACAAAUGGUUGGGAUUUUCUUAACUGUUUGGGUGAGGAGCAAUCUUAGAGAUGAUGUUAAAAACAUGAAGGUGUCUUGUGUUGGGAGAGGAUUGAUGGGUUAUCUGGGCAACAAGGGCUCCAUUUCAAUUAGCAUGUCAUUGCACCAGACAAGCUUUUGCUUCAUCUGUAGCCAUCUAACUUCUGGGCACAAGGAGGGAGACGAGCUGAGGAGAAACUCAGAUGUUAUGGAGAUCCUUAGGAAAACCAGGUUUCCAAGAGUUCAAGGCAUGGGAGAUGACAACUCUCCUCAGACUAUCCUAGAUCAUGAUCGGAUCAUAUGGUUAGGGGAUUUGAAUUAUCGAAUUGCCUUGUCGUAUCGGUCGGUGAAGGCCCUAGUAGAGAUGCGCAACUGGAGGUUAUUGCUAGAAAAUGAUCAGCUUAGGAUGGAGCAAAGGCUAGGGAGAGUGUUUGAGGGAUGGCAUGAAGGGAGAAUAUACUUCCCUCCAACAUACAAAUACUCGAAUAACUCGGACAGAUAUGCUGGUGAUGACAGGCACCAGAAGGAGAAGCGAAGAACUCCUGCUUGGUGUGAUCGGAUUUUAUGGAACGGAAGAGGACUGAAUCAGUUAUCUUACGUUCGUGGUGAAUCAAAGUUCUCGGAUCACAGGCCGGUUUACAGCAUUUUUCUUGCCGAGGUGGAGUCGAUAAACCAUGGUAGAAUCAAGAAAAGUAUUAGUUGUUCAAGCUCCAGAAUUGAGGUAGAGGAGCUGCUGCCCCACUCACAUGGAUACUCAUACACUCAACUCAAUUACUUUUGAGAGAAGGGGGAUUUCCAUGGUCCAUCCAGAACGCUAAAUUUAUCAUGAGAACAAUUAAUGCCUGAUCAUCAAGGUUGUUGUUACUUGUUGCUGCAUCUGAUAAUGUUUGCUCUUGCCAUGGAAUGGUGAUGGAGCCUUUGGGAAAACCCGAAUCGGAAGAUUGCAAGUUUUUACUCCACAAAUUGGGUGGCUCCACAAGACAGAGCAGCUGCCGGAUUUCCCGUUUGUAGCAAAGGAAGAAAGGAAUUCUGUCCAGCAGCUGUGUGAAGAUAUGUAGUCCCAAGUUCACUGGCGAUUCAAUUUUCGUGGUUAGCCAAACACAACAACAAUAAAUGUCAUGAAGGAAGAAAGUGAGGUGAAGCAGGUUGACGAGAGGAGGAAGAGGUUACAGAGUAGGGAUGUAAAUGUAAAAUAUGGCCAGUUGCCAGUUGCCACUUACACCAGCGAGAAGUGAAACAGUAAAUAAGAUAGUGGGGGCUGGAUGAUCAUUUUUUUUUUUGCAGCAUUCUUACUUGUUCCUCUGAGUAUAACAGUACAGAUAAAGACGACGGGGGAGCAGAAAAAGAAAAAGGAAGCAGAGGAAACGAAAUAGUGGAAACAAGGCUUUCCCUUUUUGCGGCUUUUUGUUGUGUGGGAAUGUCAGGUUGAGGGGAGUACGGAUUGUUUUUGUCUGGUGAAUUAAGCUGUAAUGCAAUGCAUGGACUCCAGUCUCCAACGGUUUUGUCCAUGCCUAUGCCAUCAACUGGGAGAUUUUCAUCAUGAUGAGAAAGAAGUGUCCUGCUGGUUUUGGACCAAACCAAACUGAAAACAUAAAAGGAAUAAGAAUCUGGUUUGGUGUUGACUUUUGAUUCCAUCAUUUCCUUUAUUAUAACAAAUGAACAAGGC